Messenger RNA from Agelaius phoeniceus (red-winged blackbird), 1688 nucleotides. RefSeq names its product nuclear receptor subfamily 1 group D member 1 (gene NR1D1). The record is from RefSeq and is a predicted model, not a curated record. Gene Ontology annotation, biological process: hormone-mediated signaling pathway; response to leptin; positive regulation of transcription by RNA polymerase II. Gene Ontology annotation, molecular function: RNA polymerase II cis-regulatory region sequence-specific DNA binding; nuclear receptor activity; zinc ion binding. NCBI's taxonomy places the organism in Eukaryota, Metazoa, Chordata, Aves, Passeriformes, Icteridae.
AUGGCGGCCCCCGAGGCCGGCAGCACAGGUGGGGUGAUCAGCUACGUGGGCUCCAGCGGCGCCUCUCCCACCCGCACCAGCCCCGUGUCCCUCUGCAGCGACAGCUCCAACGGGAGCUCCCAGUCGGGCUCGCAGCCCUUCCCCACCUACUUCCCACCGUCGCCCACCGGCUCCCUCCAGGAUUCCCGCGCCUAUGGCGGAGCCACGCUGGCCCCCCAUGAAGACGGCUCCCCUUCCUCCUCCUCGUCAUCCUCUUCCUCCUCCUCCUCUUCCUCGUUCAGUUCCUCGGUGAAUUUCCCCGGGGUGCAGCCGGUCCCCGCGGACGAGCGGCGCCGCAGCUCGCCGAGCAAAGCCGGCAGCACCGUCACCAAGCUGAACGGGAUGGUGCUGCUCUGCAAAGUCUGCGGGGACGUCGCCUCCGGCUUCCACUACGGCGUCCACGCCUGCGAGGGCUGCAAGGGCUUCUUCCGCCGCAGCAUCCAGCAGAACAUCCAGUACAAGAAGUGCCUCAAGAACGAGAAUUGCUCUAUCGUCCGCAUCAACCGCAACCGCUGCCAGCAAUGCCGCUUCAAGAAGUGCCUGCUGGUCGGCAUGUCCCGUGAUGCCGUGCGCUUCGGGCGCAUCCCCAAGCGGGAGAAGCAGCGGAUGCUGGCGGAGAUGCAGAGCGCCAUGGGCGGCAUGGCCAGCGCCCCACCGCCGAUGCCGGGGCCCGGCGAGGGUCCCGCCGCGGGCGGGGGGCACGCAGCGCCCCCCGGCCCCCCGCCGCUCGCCCCCCCCGCCUGCUUCUCCCAGUUCCCCCAGCAGCUGACGCCGCCCCGCUCGCCCAGCCCCGGCGGGGCCACCGAGGAUGUCAUCGCGCAGGUGGCCAAGGCGCACAAGGAGAUCUUCAUCUACGCGCACGACAAGCUGGGACCCCCUCCCGCCUGCGACAGCGGCCUCCUGCGCUGGGACGCGCCCCCCGCCUGGGCCCCCGGCCCCCCCGAGCCCCGGCUGUGCCCCGCCGCCUACCCCGAGCCCCCGGCCCCGCGGGGGUGCCCCUGGCCCCGCGGCCCCAAGGACGUCCUGCCGGCGUGCCCCAUGAACAGCCACGUGCCCGGGCGCAGCGGGCGCUCCGUGCAGGAGAUCUGGGAGGAUUUCUCCCUCAGCUUCACCCCCGCCGUCCGCGAGGUCGUGGAGUUCGCCAAGCACAUUCCCGGCUUCCAGGCGCUCUCCCAGCACGACCAGGUCACCUUGCUCAAGGCUGGCACCUUUGAGGUGCUGAUGGUUCGUUUUGCGUCGCUCUUCGACGUGAAGGAGCAGACGGUGACGUUCAUGAGCCGCACGCGGUACGGGCUGGAGGAGCUGUGGGCCAUGGGCAUGGGAGACCUGCUGGGGGCCAUGUUCGACUUCAGCGAGAAGCUCAGCGCCCUCGAGCUCAGUGACGAGGAGCUGGGGCUCUUCACUGCCGUUGUCCUGGUCUCAGCAGACCGCUCGGGCAUGGAGGACACGGCAUCGGUGGAGCAGCUGCAGGAGACGCUGCUGCGGGCCCUGCGCGCCCUCGUGCUGAAGACGCGCCCGGCCGAGACCUCGCGUUUCACCAAACUGCUGCUGAAGCUGCCGGACCUGCGCACCCUCAACAACCUCCACUCCGAGAAGCUGCUCUCCUUCCGCAUCGACGCCCAGUAGUGCCCCCCCGGAUCCCCCUCCCG